Trifolium pratense (red clover) is the source of this 1099-nucleotide messenger RNA. RefSeq names its product dynein regulatory complex subunit 4-like. NCBI's taxonomy places the organism in Eukaryota, Viridiplantae, Streptophyta, Magnoliopsida, Fabales, Fabaceae. The record is from RefSeq and is a predicted model, not a curated record. Bases 454 to 936 code for a protein of 160 amino acids. The transcript has a single exon.
UUAGAAAAUGCAAUGUCAAAGAGGUAUUAUCAAGAUGCUCAAAUGAUGGACUUCGAGUCAACAAAUAACCAAUUUGAUGGAAGAGCAAAGGAGUUGGAGUUAAAAGAUAAGCAGCUUGAAGGCCGAGUGAAGGAGUUUGAAUCAAAAUAGGAGGAAUUUGAAGGUCGUGUGAAGGAGUUUGAAUUAAAGCAGGAGGAAUUUAAAGGCCAGCUGAAGGAACUUGAAAUAAAAAAGAAGCAUUUUGAAAGCAAAGUGAAGGAGCUCGAAUCAAUAGAGAAGCUAUUUGAAAGACUAGUAAAUGAGCUUGAAUUAGAAAAGAAGUAUUGUGAAUACCAAAAAACGAAGGAGAUCUAUUGAAAAGAGCUGGUGAAGGAGUUUAAAUCUAAAGAGGAGAGAUUUCAAGGGCAAGUAAAGGAGCUGGAAUCCAAAAAGAAGCAUCUUGAAGGUCGGGUAAUGGAGUUUAAUUCUAAAGAGGAGAAAUUUCAAGGGCAAGUAAAGGAGCUGGAAUCGAAAAAGAAGCAUCUUGAAAAGCAAGUGAAUGAACUCAGAUCAAAAGAGCAACAGCUUGAAGCUCGAGUAAAAGAAUUUGAAAUAAAAGAGCACGAAUUUAAAGGCCAAUUGAAGGAGCUUGAAUCAGAUAAGAAGCAUUUCGAAAGUCAAUUAAAGGAUCUCAACUUAAAAGAAUAUCAACUUGAAUGCCGAGUGAAGGAGUUUGAAUCAAAAGAGAUAAACUUUGAUGAAGAGGUGAAGAAGCUCGCUACAAAAAUGAAUGAUUUUGAAAGCGAAGAGAAAGAGCUCGGAUCAAAAUUGAAUCAAUAUCAAGGACAAGUGAAGGAGUUUCAAUCAAAGGAGAAGGUAUUUAAAAGCCAAGUGAGAGAGUUUGAAUCAAAAGAGAAGGACUUUCAAGACCGAGUAAGGGAGUUUGAAUCAAAAUAACAGGAAUUUAAAUGCCGAGUGAGAGAGUUUGAACUGAUUCAGUUGGAACUGCAAGUGAAAGAGCUGAAGUCCAAAGGGAAUCAAUUUGAAAGACAACUGAAGGAACUUGACUUAAGAGACAAUCAAUAUGAAACAUUAAUAAAAUCAUUUGAAGAGGAAAUGG